Molecule: messenger RNA, 246 nt
Organism: Monascus purpureus
Lineage: Eukaryota; Fungi; Ascomycota; Eurotiomycetes; Eurotiales; Aspergillaceae
Source: the annotation of a GenBank genome assembly
AUGAGCACACCUGUCAUGCAGUCGGCGGCUGCACAUAUCGGAGAUCAAGAUGCCAGUGUGGCAUACAUCGCUGCAACCCCGACAACGAGGAUCAACGAGACAUAUAUGCAACGCCAGUAUGACUCAAUGGCUAUUGGCAAACCGCCGGAAGACUAUAUCGGGAGUGGGGUGGAUGAGUCCAAACUCGCAGGCUUCCAGGGAUUUGCCGGGAAGGAAGACAUUUCCAGGGAACUUAUGGGGUACUAG